Messenger RNA from Acanthochromis polyacanthus (spiny chromis), 3220 nucleotides. RefSeq names its product NIPA like domain containing 4 (gene nipal4). Gene Ontology annotation, molecular function: magnesium ion transmembrane transporter activity. The coding region runs from base 334 to 1575 and encodes 413 amino acids. The record is from RefSeq and is a predicted model, not a curated record. Gene Ontology annotation, cellular component: membrane. Gene Ontology annotation, biological process: magnesium ion transport. The transcript is spliced from 10 exons. NCBI's taxonomy places the organism in Eukaryota, Metazoa, Chordata, Actinopteri, Pomacentridae.
UGUACCACAGAAAACCUGUAAAAAACAACAGAAAACCCUUUUAAAGAGGCCACAGAGUCAAACGUAAGUCGUGCGCGUUCACGUGACGGGGAGUCAAAGGAACUACGAGACCCCGCAGCAGGGGGCGGGGCCAGGUGUGUUUACCUGCUGCUGCUCAGCUCCGGUCUCCCUCUAGACCCGGUCCUGGUCUCACGGUCCGGGUUCUGGUCUUACGGUCCGGGUUCUGGUCUAACGGUCCGGGUUCUGGUCUUACGGUCCGGGUUCUGGUCUAGCGGUCCGGGUCCUGGUCUUACAGUCCGGGUCUGAGGUUCUGCGGAUCGUCGGAGCGACGCGAUGUCGGAAGUUCAUGUGAAGAACGAGACGUGCAGAAACGGCUCGGUGUUCAGGUUGUGGUGCGGCUCUCAGUCUACAGUGUGUUUGUUUUCUGGAGAUCCAAUGCCGGCCGACGCUCACCUGAAUGGCAGCAGCUCAGGUGUCCCGUCCUCCAGGAGCUACCAGCUGUGGCUUGGUCUGACUCUCGCCCUUCUGUCGGCCGUCCUGAUUGGUGGCAGCGUCAUCCUGAAGAAGAAAGCCCUCCUCCGAUUGGCUGGGAAGGGACAGACCAGAGCAGGUGAUGGAGGUCACGGUUACCUGAAGGACUGGAUGUGGUGGGGAGGCCUGCUGACCAUGGGAGCUGGAGAAGCCUGUAACUUCGCCGCCUACAUGUUUGCUCCGGCCACGCUGGUCACUCCGCUGGGCGCCCUGAGCGUCCUCAUCAGUGCAGUUCUGUCCUCCUACCUGCUGGGGGAGCUGUUGAACGUGGUGGGGAAGCUUGGCUGUCUACUGAGCGUGCUCGGAAGCAUCUUGCUGGUCAUCCACGCCCCACAGGAACAGGAAGUGACGUCACUGCAGGACAUGACUGCCAAGCUGCUGGAGCCUGGCUUCCUGGUCUACAUGGGGCUGGUUCUGGUCCUGUGUCUCGUCCUCGUCCUCUACUUCUGUCCUCGUUUUGGCCGGUCCAACGUCCUGGUGUACGUGGGCGUCUGCUCGCUGCUGGGAGCGUUCACCGUCUCCUCGGUGAAGGGACUCGCCAUCGCCAUGGAUACCGUGUUUCAGGACGUCUCUGUUCUCACUAAUCCUCUCACCUGGAUCCUGCUCUUCACCCUCAUCGUCUCCAUAGUAACACAGGUGAACUACCUGAACAAGUCUCUGGACACCUUCAACACGCUGCUGGUCUACCCCGUCUACUACGUGUCCUUCACCUCCGUGGUGCUGUCCACCUCCAUCAUCCUGUUCCAGGAGUGGAGCAGCAUGUCUUCUGUGGACGUGGUGUCCACGCUGGGGGCCUUCCUGGUCAUCGUGGUGGGCGUGGCCAUGCUGCACCUGUUCAGGGACCUGCAGGUCACAUGGAAGCAGCUGACCAAUCAGCUGUCUCAGCCACUGGAGAUGGAGGGGCUUACAGAGGAGGUUCCAGCCAAUGAGAGAGCAGGAGGGCGGCGCAAAAAGGAGGAUAAAUACGGACUGAUGGACAACAUGGUGGUAGAAAGUCUGCCUCCCAUGAGAGACGAAGGCCCCAGAGUCUUCAUCAUCAGCUGAGCACAAACACACACACAACUACACACCUGGGCCACAAACACACACACAAACACCUCAUCAGAGAGUACGGCAACAUGACAUGAACGAAUGUUACUGAAGAAACACACAAAAUAAUAAAUGUGUGACCAGUGACACAAAAUGAGGCCCGAUGGCAACGAUGCAACAUGAAAUGACAACAAAAAGACUCAAAAUGACGACAAAAAGAUGUAAAAUGACCAUAAAAAGACAGAAAGGGACUACUAAAAGAUGCAAAAUGAUGACUGAAAACACCAGAUUGCAAAAAUAUACCACAUAAAUACUUUAGAUGCAAAAUGACGACAAAAAAUAUGACCGAGUGACAACAAAGAGGCACAAGAUGAACACAAAGAGCACAGAACAUUCACAAAAGAAAGAUAAUGAUACAAAAUGACUGGACAGACGUUAAGAUGUUGAUAAAAUGAGCACAACAUGACACAAAAUGACUAAAAAAUGACCACAAAGAUCAUAAAAUGAUGACAAAAAUGGGUGUAAAAACACAGAAAUGAAUGUAAACACAGAGUUUUUAGUGUGCAUUAAACCACUUAGUGUUUAAUUUACCCAGGAAUUAAAAGACACAAUUUAUGUGUUGUUUUUUGUUGUGGCAGUGAAAGCCAACAAAGUUUAGUGUCUUUAGUUUGUCCUUUAAUCAAAACAUCAGCUGAUGGUCAGGAACCUGAAACCACCUCUGAAUAAGUCAUGAGAUGGAAGCUGAGAGUCCAGCAGCAGGUAGACUCACCUGAAGAACUCACCUGAGGAACACCUGAGCUCCUAUCAGCUCAGGUGUUCCUCAGACGACAGUGUUCUGACUUAUCUGUGUGUUCAUGACGUCUCAAUAUUUCCAGCAGCUUUUCUCAGCUUCCAGCUGAACAUCAGGGCUUUUUGUUGUGUGUGCAGCACCCCCUGCUGGCUGGAGGCCCUCACCAUCAUUUAGAUUCUGUUUCCUCUGGAACUGAAGAUAACUGCAGCUACACAACAGGAACAAACUGAAACACUCACAGAUAUUAAAAAUAACACUUUUAGACAGAAACAAAACAGCAAAUGUCACAAAAAAGAUGCAAAAUGCGCCCAAAGACACACAAAAGGACUACAGAGACGGAAAAUGUCUUCAGAGUGAUGCAGAAAAGAUGCACAAUGACUUCAAAGUUACACAAAAUAACUUCAGUUACACAAAAUGACUGAAAAGUUACACAAAAUGACAGCUUGACAACUAGAAGGUGACGACAAAUGACUGAAGUGACACAACAUGACGACACCAGCAGAGUUGUGUUGUGAAGAAGGUCUGAGCAGAAAGAAGCAGAGGUGUCCAGAGAUCUACCUUCAGAUGUUCUCUGUUCAGUGAUGGAUGUACAAAUGAUCUGAGAAGUUUUAAGUGUGCUGAAGAUCAGCUUGUGUUUGCUGCUGCAGCGUCUGCUGGAGUUCAUCUAGACGAGUUCAUCUCCAUGACUUUAUCCAGAGGAGUCUGAUGAAUCCUCUCUGCUGAGCUCUGAUUCCAGGAAGCAGACCAACAUGAAUGUUCUGCUGAAGAUGUUUCAGGUUAUGAAGCUCAGAGGAACAAAUGAAGAACUUCCUGUCUGAUGAUGUCUGUAAAUGUGAUUGAAUAAAAGAAAUAAAGGAAACUGGUUUUAGA